UCGUUUCAUUUUCAAGAUCAGAAACAAUUUUUUGUUUCUCCCGCCUUUAUUUAAAAUACUGUUAAAAACAAGCAGUGCAAUAAAUCCACGGAGCACUGCCAUCUCUAAGAGGUCUUACCACAAUGGAGCGACUAAAUGAAGACCUGUGGAUAUAUAUUCUCAAUUAUUUGCCAAUGCAAGACCAAUUGUCCGUGGCAUCGGUCAAUGCGAAUAUACAGUCCUAUGUGCGGUACUUCUGGCGGCAUUUGAAAAAUGUCCAUCUAACUGUUGAAGUCCUGGAGGAUUUUCGGUCAAAAAAGUCUCUUAUGAGUGAUUCUGUACCGUACUGGGCUGGUUCGGUGCAGAAUUUGAAGAUAACCAGAGGCAGGAUGCAGAUGCUGAGGAAUUUGCACGCAUUUUCAUUCCCCCACGUUCAAAAGCUUGACUGCGAAAUGGAGUAUAAUCUGGACUAUGGCGAUGAGGAGACCAUGUUGCUCACGGUGCUGUUUCCGAACCUGACCCAUCUCACGCUCAACAGCAGCACCACCGGCUACCACCUUUGGCGCUGGAAACAAUUAAAGGAGCUUAAUCUAGUCUGGUGCGAAUACUUGGACACUUUUACCUUCGAGGAAGUUUUCAAAAACCUGAAGCUGAAAAAGCUAAAACUGUUGUACUAUGGCUACAAUGUCACUUUAGACUCUGGAGUCACAGACAUCACCUACUGCACAACCCUUGAAGAGCUUGUCAUCGACGACCAUCAUUUGCUGGGGGAGUUCCUCCCUCGAUUGGUACGUUUGCCCAACUUCCGCCGUUUGGCGUUCUACACCCGGGAUUACUACGAAGGUUUGCUACACAAUUUGGCCAAAGUGGCUCCUCUCAAGGUGCGGUCGCUCCUGUUCAAUGAUGCCUUUUGGAGUAGCGAACGGGUCACCGAUGCGAUGGGGAAGAUGUCCAAUCUUCGUCGGCUAGUCUUUCAGGAUGACGACAUUGAGUCACAACUUCUACACACCGUUUGCCACAAGCUGAAGCAUCUGGAAGAGCUACACCUGCUGAAGAUGCGCGACCUCCCCACUCCCAAUCAGCUCUGGGACAUGGUGGGCGCCUGCCCUUCGCUUAAAAUCCUCAAUUUGUCGUCCACUAAGCUGUGCCAGCAGUUCAUCGAGCCAAGUACUUCAUACAUGACUAGAGUUUUUGUAAAUCGUAGUAGCCCAUUAACACUACAUCUGUCUGCCACUGGUCUGGAUCCAAAAAGGGUACUUCCGGCUAUGCAGCAUACCAAUCUGAUUAUUUCCUUUGAGCCAAUCAAGCUGGAUAUCUGGAGUACACGAUUUGUUGAAGUUGGUUUUGAUCCCAAUCUCUAGUUUUUGGUUUAGUUAUCGCAAAUAAAAUUCGAAUACAUAAAGCAGGGCUGAAUGUAAUAAAUUAAAUGCCCAAUCAAAAAUUAUCAUAGAUUAUAGAUUUAAAAUCUAUCUCUGACAUCAAAAAUCUACAAGAUUAAUAAUUUUAAUACUACCUCAGGGCCUUGUUGACCAGUUUACCUCGUUGUAUUAAAUAAAAAUUAAUUAUUACUAUGUUAA
Drosophila ananassae is the source of this 1556-nucleotide messenger RNA. RefSeq lists its product as uncharacterized. The record is from RefSeq and is a predicted model, not a curated record. NCBI's taxonomy places the organism in Eukaryota, Metazoa, Arthropoda, Insecta, Diptera, Drosophilidae. The coding region runs from base 123 to 1340 and encodes 405 amino acids. The transcript has 3 exons.